GAAGUCUGGCACCAAAAAGUUAGGAAAUGAAAGAAUAAAAUGUGUAUAAGCAAUGCUAAUUCUGUUCUAUGUGUAUAUGUAUUUGGAGAUAGUCUUAAUUUACUAUCAUGUGUUAUUAAUUGAAAAUUGAUCAUCCUUUUUCAGUCUCUCAUAAUUCAGGAAAGGAUCCAGCCUUGUUUCAUACUGUACAGCAAAACCCUGCUAGACCUUGCACAGAAAUAUUCAUUUGCUUAUUAAUGUUUUCACUGGUGUUUGUCACAUUAUCUGUGUGCCACAAAACUGUUAGUGUGUAUUUUGUUACUCACUUGUUAGUGUUGGAAUGUAUUUUCAUCCCACUUACUAGUGGAAAAAAAUGAUGAAAAGAUAAAAUUGCUUACGAAUGUCACAUGUAAAUCAGAGGCAGUCCUGAAUGUGAAGCAGAAAGCCCUGACUCCUUGUCCCUGUGUUCAUUCUUCCCAGUUAUGUUUCUUUAUUCAAAGAAAUGUGUACCUGCUGCUUCUGUUUUUUUCAUGGGUGUUUGCAAGGCUUAGGAACACUUAAAUGAGUGACUGCAAAGCUGAGCACUCAGUAAAGGGGAAAUGAAAGAUGUGAAGCCGCAUGAGAGAUGUUUAACUUGCUUUCAGCAGAAAGCUCUGCUUCAUCUUUGUGACUCUUCUAUUAGUUGGAACAAUAUUUUAUCCUAAUUUUAUCCAUGAGGAAUCAAGAAAGAGAGAUCUGAAGGCCUUACUGUGGAAAGGUGACUCAGUGCUUUGGUUUACUGUUCUGGUUCAUCAUUUUAAAUGACUACUUCAGAUGUCAAGACAGAAAAUACAGAGGAUAUUCUCGUGAUAUAUGAACAAGAAGCAGAAGAGUGGGCUCUGUAUUUAAAAUCGCUUUUUGGACACAUAGUGAAUGAAGAAGGAAUCUUACUCUACAAUAUAGAGACUUCGUCUUUCAAGCAGCAGGAGCUAUUCUCUUUACCAUCUUAUAAAUGUAAACUCCUUAUCCUAUCAUGUGGACUUCUUAACUGCCUGAAUCAAAAGAGAAGUUACUUUCUGGAGCGAGUUCUAAGACCUCCAGAUAAUGUGGUGAUUCUGCUUUGUGGGGUGGAGAAUUCGGAGGUACUUUAUGAGACACUGACCUUAGAUAGAGGCAGCAACGAGAUUUCCACUGAUCAGGAACCUGAAGAGUAUUUGUCUGUUGUUACUGGAAUUAUUCAACCAGAUCACAAGACUAGCUCUGAUGCUACCUUGUCAGAUGUCAGGAGAGCAUCAGAAAAAACAGACCUCAUUUUUAAAACAGAGAUACUUUCUGAAACAUUAGAAACUAACAAGCAGUCGAUAUUGGUGCUUCCAGGAAGACUAUCAUGUGAGAACCCUGGUGAAAUAUUCAUUUUGUUGAAAGAUGAAAUAGAUGAUGAAACUUUAGAAAUUGAAUUCAUAGCAGAUAAUCAACGAAUUAGGACACAGCCAGCCUCUUGGACUAAGAAGAUCAAGUACAUGAAAGCCUUAGAUUUUCCUGCUGGCCCUGUUUAUGUAAAUGUGUAUUGUGGAGGAGUCGUGAAGACCACAGCACAGAUCGAGUACUAUACUACACUAGAGGAGAUUGAGCACAUUUUUAAGAAAGUGGCUGACCCAAUAGCUUUCACUUGUCAGGCUUUUAAAUUUUCUUCUGUGGAGAAGCUGGACAAUGUUUUGACUUUUUUAUUGAAAAGCAAAAUGUCUACUUAUGAAUUCAGCCCAUUCCAGAAUGAAGAGCACCAUCAACAAGCUAAUAGCUAUUUGGAAGAAUUUCCUACUCUCCUUCACUGCGCAGCCAGAUUUGGAUUAAAGAACCUCGCAACUUUUCUACUCGAUUCUCCUGAGGCCGCAAAGGUCUGCAAAAUAACCAACAAAUAUGGAGAGGAUCCAGCAACUAUCGCUGAGAAGCACGGGCACAGGGAACUAAGAAAAUUAAUCAGAGAAUUGUCAAUUAAUACAGCAGACAAUUUCACCAAUUGCAAGGUGGAAGCAGAAGAUGAUGACACUUACGUGGUUAUGCUAGGCUCAGAAACUCAACCUGCCAUGACAUUAAAAGCCAAGCAGAACCCAGGAGAUCAAUAUGGAAUUGGUUCAAGAUGCCAACAAGAGGCUGAGGUGGGUGAGGAAAAGAAAGAUGAUAUGGAAGACAGCAGAGAGACAGAACAUGAAGAUCAAGAAGAUUCAUACAGCUUUCACAACCGUCCUGACAAUUUGUAUGCCGGCAUACCUGAUGUUCUCAAAGAGAAGAGAAGAAACUGCUUUUUUUGUACGGGGCCACCUCCUCCUCCCCCUCAAAACCUGCCUGGCAUCCUAAGACAGAAUGAUUUAUCAAAAGAGAGGAAGUCUGUGGAGGACGGAAGUGAAAGACAACAUGGUGAUAGACUUAUAACAGCAUGCUACAAAGAAGAUACAUGCGAGAGAGACAGUGGGGGGGAAGACCUGUACACUUUCAGGACACUGGAUGAAUCUGUGUAUGAUUUCAUACCAGUUGAGGUCAAGUCUUUUAUCGUGAACAGGCCACCAGCCCCUGCCCCUCGUCCAGUAUAUUCACCAGUCAGAGAGGAGAAUGCUCCCUAUAUAAUGCAAGUGUUUCAGCAAAAGGCCACUCGAGUGCCCAGUGACAGCAACGGAACGUACUGCAAUGCCAGGAAGCCCGCACACAGAGGUCAUGCUGACGCAGUAACUGAUAGUACUGUGCAACACAGCAUCCCUACUGAACAGGAAGAACUCAUCCACUUGCAGGAACAGGUGGAAAACGGAACAACUUCUGUGUAUGAAACCCUUGACAGAUUUCAACAGUGGCAGAAGGAAAAACAGAGACUACAGUCCUCUCAACAGGAAAAAGCACACCACCUUAGAGACAGCAUUGUUGGAAACAGACUAGAAAAGGAAAAUCGAAAUGUUCCUAAGGAAAGCAGACCAAAGAGCAUUCAUUUCAGAGACUUGUUGUUCCACAUGCCAUUUAAUAAAGCGUCUCCAACUAGGAGCCCAACAGACAAGGAGCAGAUGCCUAAUUAAUAGAGUGCGAUUCGCAGGCCGGCUGCGCCUCAGUUUCCUCGCCCUGGCAUCCCACACAUCUCUAAGCCAAAUCCUAACACUCGGCCUCCAGCACAACCUGCUGUGAAAUGGCCAUUUGAGCAUCAUUGUGCUUCCAGUAUACUGGAAUCUCUCACCUGGGCCAACUGUGGAAGAAGUCCAGUAUCACUAAAGCAAAUUAAUAAGACAUUUUGUAAAGUCAGCAACGAAUUUUACAUUUAUUUCUUUGCCAAUAUUUUUAUAAGAUGCCAGCAGAGGAUUUACAUAAAGAUACAUUGUGUGCUUUGGGUAACUAGUUUUAAACUCAUUUCAGUUUUUCCAUAAUGCUUGAUGAUUGUUUAAAAGUGAAAUUUAUGCACCAAAGAGGAAGAUCAUGAAAAGUUACUAUGAUUAUGAAGUUAUAAUACGCAAGAGUUAGGUUUUACUUUCUGUUAAGAUGUUUUUGUAUAACCUUUUUAUAUAAAUUUGUUUUUCCUAGGAAUAAUUGUACUCCUCUACUAAUUUAAAUAAUUGCACUCAAAGCAAAGCUAAUCUCUAAAGUCAAGCUAUGUAAAUCAGUACAAAGUAUCUACUAAUGCAUUAAACUGAUUACAAGAAUGGCGGUUACAAGGAAGUUGUGUUUUGUUUAACAAGUUGUCCAAGAUAAGUGAUAACCAGAGUAUGCCCAAAAACAAGUCUACUGCAUUUACAGAGCAAAAGUAAAGGAAUAAAUACGGUUAAUGAGUAUAAUGGCCUGCAUUCCCACAGCAAUGGACUCCAAAAUUUAAGUGAGCAUGUAACAAGACAAAAGUAUCCAAGAUGACUUCCUCUGCUUCAUAAAUAAGAA
Pezoporus flaviventris is the source of this 3861-nucleotide messenger RNA. It is a transcript of the gene BANK1, whose product is annotated as B cell scaffold protein with ankyrin repeats 1. The record is from RefSeq and is a predicted model, not a curated record. Bases 780 to 3017 code for a protein of 745 amino acids. Gene Ontology annotation, molecular function: signaling receptor binding; protein tyrosine kinase binding. Gene Ontology annotation, biological process: B cell activation; negative regulation of phosphatidylinositol 3-kinase/protein kinase B signal transduction; negative regulation of B cell activation. The transcript is spliced from 16 exons. Lineage: Eukaryota; Metazoa; Chordata; Aves; Psittaciformes; Psittacidae.